GUCUGAAACCUGCAAAAACAAUUUUCAACAUUCUCUCUCUUCUCUCUCUUCCUUCUGUGGAAACCUAAUCCAAUAUUCAAUUGACUUGUGAUUGGUUUUGGGUUUGAUUCAAUCAUUAGGGGUUAGAGGAACAAGAAGAGGGAGAGUUUCAAUUUAAAGUUUUUAUUUUUGAAAUUUUCCCAAAAGAGGAUUAGGGUUAAGGGUUUCUUUGGGUACUUUGAAAUUGAUGCAAAAUUUGAGUUUUUUGGGGUGCUCCUGAAUCGAAUCGGAGAAAAAAUUUGAUUUUUUCUUCUGGGUGUGUGGGAAAAUGGAUUUUGAGAUUUCUGAUGAGAUGUUAGGGACUUUUGCUCCACUUUUAGUUUAUUGGAUUUAUUCUGGUUUUUAUGUUGUUUUGGGGUUGUUUGCGGAGGAUUAUAGAUUACAUACCAUACAAGAUGAGGAUGAAAAGAAUUUGGUGUCUAAGUUUGAUGUUGUUAAAGGAGUUCUCCUUCAACAAGCUGUUCAAGCUGUGGUUGCAACCCUCUUAUUUGCAGUGACAGGAAGUGAUACCCAAAGUAGUACCAAUGAGAAUGCUUCUAUUCUUGUUUUAGCAAGACAAUUUGUUACUGCUAUGUUGGUAAUGGACACAUGGCAAUACUUUAUGCACAGAUACAUGCAUCAGAACAAGUUCCUAUACAAACACAUUCACUCUCUACAUCACAGACUCAUCGUACCCUAUUCGUUCGGAGCUCUUUACAACCACCCCGUUGAGGGUCUUCUUAACGACACAAUCGGUGGAGCUUUGUCUUUCCUCCUCUCUGGUAUGAGUCCUCGAGCAUCCAUAUUCUUCUUCUCCUUUGCCACCAUUAAAACUGUAGAUGAUCACUGCGGGUUAUGGCUCCCCGGAAACCUGUUCCAUAUGUUUUUCAAUAACAACUCUGCUUACCACGACGUACACCAUCAACUCUACGGUAACAAGUACAACUUCUCACAACCUUUCUUUGUUAUGUGGGACAAAAUAUUGGGUACCUACAUGCCAUACUCGCUGGAGAAGAGGGCAAGUGGUGGUUUUGAAUCUAGACCUUGUAAAGAUUUCAAGGCUGAAUGAGAAAUUAAUCUUUUUGCUUGAUGAGUAUUCUUUAUGUGUAAUAGUAUUGUUUUUUCCCACGUUUUGACGAUGAGCACUGCUACCCUAAUGAGAGUGAUCGUGCCUGUGUAUAUACAUAUGAUGUGUCCUAUUCUAUAUUCUUCUUUCCUUAAUGUUCAUACUAGGUAGGUUAAAUAAAGAAUAUUGGGGAGCAAUGUUUACUAUGUGAUUUUUACCCUUGUAUUACUGGCUGCUGAGUAAUUAUUUUGUAUCCUUGUUUUUAA
Messenger RNA from Vicia villosa (hairy vetch), 1350 nucleotides. Its product is annotated as sphinganine C4-monooxygenase 1-like. Bases 308 to 1087 code for a protein of 259 amino acids. NCBI's taxonomy places the organism in Eukaryota, Viridiplantae, Streptophyta, Magnoliopsida, Fabales, Fabaceae. The transcript has 2 exons. The record is from RefSeq and is a predicted model, not a curated record. Gene Ontology annotation, molecular function: oxidoreductase activity; iron ion binding. Gene Ontology annotation, biological process: lipid biosynthetic process.